Messenger RNA from Gymnogyps californianus (California condor), 1217 nucleotides. It is a transcript of the gene SUSD3, whose product is annotated as sushi domain containing 3. The transcript has 5 exons. Gene Ontology annotation, cellular component: plasma membrane. Bases 1 to 804 code for a protein of 267 amino acids. The record is from RefSeq and is a predicted model, not a curated record. NCBI's taxonomy places the organism in Eukaryota, Metazoa, Chordata, Aves, Accipitriformes, Cathartidae.
AUGCCGGCAGCCACGGCGCCGGGGCUGGACGGGCAGCGGACCGCCGCGCCCGGGCGGGACAGCGGCCGCCCCCGCGGAUACACAGGGCAGUGCAGCCGCGUCUUCCCUCCCCAGCUCGGCACGCUACAGAUCAUUCACGGCAACGGCACGGCCGUGGGGACGGUGAUAACGUUCCAGUGCUCUGCCGAGCACCAGCUGGAGGGACCGGGCGUCAUCACCUGCGUUUGGAAAGCGAACAGUACCCAGUGGACAGCCGGCGUGCCCUCCUGCAAGCCCAUUUCAAAAUAUGAGACUUUUGGAUUUAAGGUCGCAGUGAUUGCCUCCAUCGUGAGCUGCGCCGUCAUUCUGCUGAUGUCCAUGGCUUUUUUAACCUGUUGUCUUAUCAAGUGUGUGAAGAAAAGUGAAAGGAGGAGGACUCAAAGAGAUAUGCAGCUGUGGUACCAGCUCAGAACUGAAGAACUAGAGCACAUGCAAGCUGCUUACUUUGGUUUUAAGGGGAGAAACAAUAACAACAACAACAAGAAACUCAGGAAUAAAUCCGUAUUUGAUGAUGUGACUAACAUGGCAUAUGAUAACCAAGGCUUCUACAGGUUCCAGGAGGAGUGGACUCGGGACGUCAUAGCUCCUGGGUGUUGCAAAGACACCGGUCAUCUGCCUAAGUUAACCAAAAGCAGUAGUGCACCCGUGAAACAAGCUGUACCAGGACACAACACGGCGGUACAGACAGUGAAUUCAAUACAUGUGGUUGAAGUCUAUGGACAUAAGGAUAGUUAUAACAAACCGAGCUGUCAGAUACCUGGAUAGCUGGUGUCUGAAAUACAAUUGCUCCUCUGGACCAAAAUGAAAUUUGGAUAGAAAUAUGUGCCUUAAAGACAACAUAGAAAGUUAAUUAUUCAUAUGAAUUUGAAAGUUUUCUAUAUUCCAAGAUGGUUAUUUAACAGAAAUGCUUCAAGGUCUGAUACAAAUAAAAAAAUGAUCGUUGAGGCUGGCAGUCCGUAGGCAUUCUCUACGGUGUGCUAUGUAUUGUGACCGUGGCAAAAGCAUAAUAUCAUUCUUCUGUGCAUCUAGAGAGAAACGGUAGCCCGUUUGUAUAUUUGCCUCAUACAAAGUCACUGAUGAUAAUUACACAUUCGUAAGAUUGCAACCUUCUUUUAACCAGUGUUUUUUGUAAGCAUUUCAGAAUGAAAAAUCCCCCAUAUUUUUACACAGUAGUGUGA